Drosophila kikkawai is the source of this 459-nucleotide messenger RNA. It is a transcript of the gene Peritrophin-15a, whose product is annotated as Peritrophin-15a. Lineage: Eukaryota; Metazoa; Arthropoda; Insecta; Diptera; Drosophilidae. The record is from RefSeq and is a predicted model, not a curated record.
AUGGUUUGUUUUAGAGAAAUAUCCGCUCGUACUCGUAUCAGUGCGGGGCUUCGGUAUAUAAAGUUGCCAAUUCUCGCCAUCAAACACACAUUCGUCAGCUCAACCAUGAAAGCCGCUCUAGUACUGUGCUGCCUCGCCGCCUUUGUGGCUCUCCAUGCCGCCGACUACGUCUGCAAUCGCGAUGGAAACAAUAUGCCCGACUGCACCAACUCCACCAACCUAGGAGUAAAGAUCCGCAACUUCUGGGACCCGACCCGUUAUUGGUUGUGCAACUCAACAACUAGCGCCGCACCUGCAAGUGUGAUAUGUGUAAAAAAUUUCGAUAAUGGGACGAUCGAAUACCAAGGAUUCUUUGCUCCAAAGGGCGAUUGUGUUUCCUGGUCUGAAUGGACAUGGACUCAACCUUGCGCCUAAAUUAAUUCAAUUAUUUAAUGAAAAAUAAAAAUGAUUGCAUGCUAA